CUGCAAAGACAACGCCAUCACACUCAUCAGCUACAGCGAGGGAGUGGGGUAGCACGAAGAAAGCGCUGGAUUUCUGCAAGCUAUUUGGCCAUUAUUUUCACAAAAACUAUAAGCGUCUGUCUCAUCUACAACUACAAUGGAAUACAUUCGUCCGGUUAAUUAAACGCCUUCGAAUCGGGCCUCUGUUUUUUGUUUUUUUUGCGCUGCACAAAGCCAUAUGGAGUAAAUAAAUAUCCUGAUACGCUGAAACCAGAGAAUAUAGAUGAUGGGCUGUGUGCAAUGCAAGGAUAAAGAAGCAACCAAACUCACGGACGACCGAGACACCAGCAUCUCCCAGAGUGCCGCGGGCUACCGCUAUGGAGCCGACCCCACGCCACAGCACCAGCACUACCCCAGCUUCGGGGUCACCGCCAUCCCAAACUUCAACAACUUCCAGGCACCCGUUGGCCAGGGGAUAACGGUUUUUGGAGGGGUCCACACCUCCUCCCACACAGGGACACUCCGCACCCGUGGCGGAACAGGAGUCACCCUCUUUGUGGCACUUUACGACUACGAGGCCCGGACAGAGGACGACCUCAGCUUCAGGAAAGGGGAGAAGUUUCAGAUUAUCAACAGCACUGAAGGGGACUGGUGGGAUGCUCGUUCCCUCACCACCGGUGGAAAUGGCUACAUUCCCAGUAAUUACGUGGCUCCAGUGGACUCCAUCCAGGCUGAGGACUGGUACUUUGGGAAACUGGGCCGGAAGGAUGCAGAGAGGCAACUUCUGUUCACUGGCAAUCCCCGUGGCACGUAUCUCAUCAGGGAGAGUGAAACCACUAAAGGUGCCUUCUCCCUGUCCAUACGAGACUGGGACGACGUGAAGGGGGACCAUGUCAAGCAUUAUAAGAUCCGUAAGCUGGACAGCGGCGGUUACUACAUCACCACCAGGGCUCAGUUUGAGACCCUACAGCAGCUGGUACAGCACUACUCAGAGAGUGCGGAUGGUUUGUGCUUUAAUUUAACGGGUGUGUGUGUGAACUGCACCCCUGAUACUAUGGGCCUGACUCACGAUUCCUGGGAAAUCGCCAGAGACUCACUUGAGUUCGAAGUAAAGCUGGGGGCGGGAUGUUUUGCUGAGGUGUGGUGUGGAACGUGGAACGGCACCACUAAGGUGGCGGUGAAGACUCUGAAGCCGGGCACCAUGUCUCCUGAGUCCUUCCUGGAAGAAGCCCAGAUCAUGAAGAAGCUCCGGCAUGACAAGCUGGUGCAGCUCUACGCUGUGGUGUCUGAGGAACCCAUCUACAUCGUCACUGAGUACAUGGGCAAAGGAAGCCUCCUGGAUUUCCUGAAGGAUGGGGAGGGACGAGGACUGAAACUGCCCAAUCUGGUUGACAUGGCAGCCCAGGUGGCAGCAGGCAUGGCGUACAUCGAGAGGAUGAACUACAUCCACAGAGACCUGCGCUCGGCUAACAUCCUGGUCGGGGACAACCUGGUGUGUAAGAUCGCCGACUUUGGACUGGCCAGGCUGAUUGAGGACAACGAGUACACAGCACGGCAAGGUGCUAAGUUCCCGAUUAAGUGGACAGCCCCGGAGGCUGCGCUGUAUGGAAAGUUCACCAUCAAGUCAGACGUGUGGUCGUUUGGCAUCCUGCUCACCGAGCUGGUCACCAAGGGACGUGUACCCUACCCAGGGAUGAACAACCGGGAGGUGCUGGAGCAGGUGGAGCGAGGCUACAGGAUGCCCUGUCCUCAGGACUGCCCCAUCUCCCUCCACGAGCUCAUGGUACAGUGCUGGAAGAAGGACGCCGAGGAAAGGCCCACCUUCGAGUACCUGCAGGCCUUCCUGGAGGACUACUUCACGGCCACGGAGCCGCAGUACCAGCCAGGGGACAACCUCUAAACGCUGGGCUCUGGGCUGGGGACUGGACUGAACCGUGGCUCUCUGGAGCCACACCAGGGACCCGUGCAUCUUCCUCAGCUCAACAGAGCAUCUUGUCUCAACUCUCCUCCAGCUCCCAACACUCUCAAACACUCUCUGUGGCAAACCCCGAGACAGACUCAACCGACUGGAUACCAGAGAUACCAGUUAGGAGAGAGGGAGGGAGGUUUGUGGGUGGUUGGGCUAGUUAUGAUGUAAUGAAAUGCCUGUAUUCAAUGUAAAUAGGAACAGCUCCUCUGCCUAACUUUUGGUUUAUGUUUUGGUGGUUUGUUUGCUUCUGUUAUGGCAUUUUGACUGAUUUUCUCCAUGAUGAUGAUGAUGAUGAUGAUGAUGAUGAUGGUGGUGAUAAAGAAAAUGGUCAAUGAAGAUGAUCAUUUCAAAAGGGCACCAUGAGACCAUGAUAUCUUGUCACUUCUAAUCCAGAAUAUACAGGACAUGUCUGUCAAAGCUAAUAUUUUUUUAAUUAUUUUUUGGGGGACAAUUUAAUGAACACCUCCAUAAAUUAUUUAUUUCAUUUUUGCGGUUUUGCUCAUGUAUAAAAAUAAAUAAGAAAACCAGUCCUGAGUGUAUUGCCUCAGUGUAUAAAUAAUGUUUGGGGCAAAGUCAUCUGUUUUACAGGGACUUGAGGCAAGCAUGACAAAAUACUCUGUAGAGAUUUCUUUUGCACCUCAUGGAUUUAGUUUGAUAUGAUUUUGCUUUUAUUUUUUUCAUCCUUGUAAAAUAGUUUUGUUCUCCUCAAAGUAAUAGAUGUUAGGCUAAUGCCGUAACAAAGUUAUUUUACAAAUAAUGUAUGUUACAUUUUGCAAUUACAGCCAAAUGUGUGCGCAUUAUACUUUUGAACAUAUCUCUUCUCGCUUACCAGGUUUUAAGAAAAAUAAAUAACGGGGGAAAAGAUUGGUCUUUCCAGGUAUUAUUUAGUGUAUACUGGAAGGACAUGAUGUUUAUUUAAGAAGAGAAGGAUGCUAAUCUCUGCUUUUAAUGGUCUUAUUUGAACCUGUAUACGAGUUCAAUUUUAGCAGCCAUUCCAAGGCAUCCAUCUGAUGGUCCUUGUUUCCUCCGUGCCGUGAAGCCAUGUACUGGGAAGUCUUAGUGGGUAACAUCUCUUCCUCUCUCUGUGAACAGUGACAUGCCCCCAUCCACCUGCUUCUCAAACUCAUGUUCCACACUGUCGGUCUGUCUGUCUGCCUGUCUGCCUGCCUGUCUGCCUGUCUAUGCAGCACAGCACCACCAGUAGGAUCCUUCCUCAGCUCAUUUCUGGACCACUUCCUUUGGAUGACUUUAUCUUUUUAUGUUUAAACUGACGUGGAUAUCUGAAGUCUUGCGUCUCCUGUUUCAGAGUAUGUUUUAUUCAACCUUCAUGGAGAGAUCUCUGAGGAAUGGUGUGUAAUUGUAUCUUCAGGGGGAACGUUGCAAAGACACUGGCGAAGCGGCCGGCUGUAGAGUUUGACCUUGUUUAAUCUAAAUGUAGUAUUUGUUCUCAUCUUACGAUAGUUUAAGUGCUAAUAAGGAUCUGUUUAAGAUUGAGCCCCCUCGUCGGUUUUACAGCUUAACAGUUUUAAAAGUGUCAGUAGCCUUCCUAGUGUUAAUUCUUCUAUUUUUCCAUUUGUUAACAUUUUCUGUUUUGUUAAUUCAGUGGUUUGGCAUUUGAAAUUCAAGAAGAAACAAUAAACAUUUUACACUCUUUCCA
Molecule: messenger RNA, 3605 nt
Organism: Oncorhynchus kisutch (coho salmon)
Lineage: Eukaryota; Metazoa; Chordata; Actinopteri; Salmoniformes; Salmonidae
Product: tyrosine-protein kinase Fyn
Exons: 13
Coding region: 263-1879 (538 amino acids)
Biological process (GO): protein phosphorylation
Molecular function (GO): protein binding; protein tyrosine kinase activity; ATP binding
Source: RefSeq, a predicted model, not a curated record